AAAGACCCGCCGGGACCCGGGCCGGGCUCCGGCAGCCGGCCAUGGCCUCCAAGGUGCUGCGAGCGGUGGUGCUGGGACCCCCCGGCUCGGGCAAGGGGACGGUGUGCGAGAGGAUCGCCCGCAGUUUCGGGCUCCAGCACCUUUCCAGCGGCCAAUUCCUGCGGGAGAGCCUCCGCGGCGGCGGCGAAGUUGGCGUCUUGGCAAAGCAGUACCUUGAGCGAGGCCUUCUGGUGCCGGACCACGUCAUCACGCGCGUGAUGAUGACGGAGCUGGAGAAGCGGCGAGAGCAGCACUGGCUGCUUGACGGUUUCCCUCGGACGCUGGGGCAAGCCGAGGCGCUGGACAGGAUCUGCGAGCUGGACCUGGUGAUCAGCUUGAACAUACCUUUCGAGACGCUGAAGGAUCGCCUGAGCGCCCGCUGGAUCCACCCGGCCAGUGGGAGAGUGUACAACAUGGACUUCAACCCCCCCCACGUCCAGGGCGUCGAUGACCUGACAGGCGAGCCGCUGGUCCAGCGCGAGGACGACAAACCCGAGGCCGUCGCUGCCAGGCUCAGAAAAUACAAAGACGCUGCAAAGCCCGUAAUAGAGUUGUACAAGAGCAGGGGCAUCCUUCACUCCUUCUCGGGGACAGAGACCAACAAGAUCUGGCCGUACGUGUACACCUUGCUUUCCAGCAAGAUCCCACCCGUUCUCUCGGACGAGGAGAACUAAACAGCUUGUGCCAAGGACCCAGAGUUAAUUCAAUCACGGAUUUGGUUUCUCUGCGCGGUGCUGGGGCUGUGCUCAGAUUAGGCGAUCAUGUGGUAUCUAAAGUUCCUUCCCCGGGCGUACUGGGCGGUGACAUCGGUGGAUACACGGUUAUAGCCAGUAUCAGGAUGAAAAGAUCUUUGCUUAUAAGGUCAAGACUGCUAGAAUAAGGGUUUUUUUUUUUCUCUUUUGAGGCUAUAAAGUAUUCCUGCCUGUGGUCCAAGUACACACACAGAUCAGUGAUGCAAACCUGGGUAACGAUCAUACCAGGUUGACACAGCUUGCCAUGAUGUCCUUGCCACCCCCAUACAAACCCCAGUCUCUGAGCCGACAGUGUGCCAUCCCGUUGCUCCACAGUACCGUUUACUGCAGAUUACUCUCUAGGUUGGGGGAUUUUUUUUUUCUCUAAAUUAUUUUCUAUUAAAUUUAUUUCUCAGAGAAAUAAAACUCUAAAAAGCAAGACUUAGCCCAGUGGAAACUGGUGAGCAACAUGGAAAAUGCGUACACUACAAAGCUCAGAAAUGUGAAGAUGGCAUUUCCAGCAUUAAUAGACAUAAAAGAGGGAAAACAUUGGAGGUAAAACCCACACUUGUGCUUCUUCCAUAGAGAGACAUGAAUCCCCUGUUACAAAAAGCUGCUGUACAGUCUAGUUUUCAUGAGAUGCUGUGACACUGAGCAGGAUCUCUGCUGGGGAUGAGUUGCACUCCUUUGUGCUUACCUUGUGUAUAGCUUUUAAUACUACAAGAUACAGUCAUGUUAUAAGGGUUUGUCCCAAAGAUUUAAUUUAACGUAUGCUUCGGUUUUGGGGAGAAACCAAGUCAUUCCAUCUUCUGUGCUGCCUUUGUCCCUGAGGUCCCCUGGAGAUAGGGUGUUCCCUAAGUGGUUCCCGCUGCGGCUGCAGCAUCCCUGGCAGAAGCGGCUCCCUCCCCACGAACCCCCGGAGGGAUGAGAGCCUUCCCUUCCUCGGGACGCGUGCAGGGGCUGCCGAGGGCUGUACCCAGGCGUUUCCCCGAGAUUUACAGCAUCAUCUGAGCGUAUCUCUCCUCUUCUCGCACGCAGGAGCUUUGCGGCCGGGUGGAGUGGCUUUUCUCAACUGGAAGUACUGUAAUCCUCUUUGGUGGUAGGAUGCAGUACCUGAGCAAUGGGGACAUUCUUUUUGUCUCCUCGAGUUGCCUUAUUUUAUAGACUAUAUAUUUAAGAAAAAAGCAAGAUGUGUAUUUUUAAAGGUUUAAAAAAAAAAAAAAGCGCUGAAUUUUAGCAUCCACUUUUGGGAACUCUGCACGAAGCUGCUUGCGUUCGCAGAGCGUGCUGCAGUCUGCCAUGGGUGGCUCAGCAGGAGGGCAGAAAAGCUGUCACUCCCCGACGCCCGUUUGAUUAAUUCCAGCAGCCUGGGCAAGUUUCUGUUGCUGAAAUGUCACUGUUUUUAUUUCUGCUUGGAGAGUGGCCCUGUGGCAGGGGAGGGGGAGCUGACUGGCUUUUUUAGGGAUGCACGGGCUCUGUGUGCGAAACUUCAGCACAUCCCCGGGCGUCUUUUAUCCCUGCUGAGCCACCCGCAUCCUCAUGCUAUCAGAGGAGCCCCUGACGUUUGCUCUCUCCAUCGGAGGCAGCUUUGCCCUGGCGCUCGCCUGGUAACGGAGCCAGAAGCCGUCGGGCAUCUGCCGAGCGAGAUCUCUGCCCACGUGCUGCCUGCUCGUCGCCUGCCUGCGGGUGAAAGCGAUGAGGCGGCGGCGGCAGGGGAGGGCUCCGCAUCCCGCUCUGGAUGGGGAUUUCCCAGGUGGGAGCAGAGGGACCAUUGGGUUUCACUGCUGUCCCUGGGGGCCUUUCCGUCCCCCCGGAGCUCCCGGGUUGGGAGGAUGCAAAUCUUCCACCCUGCAAUGAAAUCCUAUUUAAGAAAGAUUUUAGAUUUUUCCCAUGACCCUCGGACGAAGGUCUGGGCCGUUUUUAAACAAAAAUCUAGAAAUAGGCAAAAUGUGUGUGCUGUUUUCUUUCUAACAGUGUUGGGCAGG
Gymnogyps californianus (California condor) is the source of this 2755-nucleotide messenger RNA. It is a transcript of the gene AK4, whose product is annotated as adenylate kinase 4. NCBI's taxonomy places the organism in Eukaryota, Metazoa, Chordata, Aves, Accipitriformes, Cathartidae. Gene Ontology annotation, cellular component: cytoplasm; mitochondrion. The record is from RefSeq and is a predicted model, not a curated record. Gene Ontology annotation, molecular function: ATP binding; nucleoside diphosphate kinase activity; AMP kinase activity. Gene Ontology annotation, biological process: nucleobase-containing compound metabolic process. Bases 42 to 713 code for a protein of 223 amino acids. The transcript is spliced from 6 exons.